This is a messenger RNA of Didymodactylos carnosus, 1704 nucleotides long. The record is from the annotation of a GenBank genome assembly. Lineage: Eukaryota; Metazoa; Rotifera; Eurotatoria; Philodinida; Philodinidae.
AUGAAACCUAUGCCCCGAGUGUGUAUUAUGCGUCGAUUUUUAGUUUGGCCAUCACAGCUAAUUUGGGUUUUUAAUUUGCCAUUUAUUGCCGUCUAUCGUACAUUGCACGAAAAAAUUGACUCUCUUCCAGAAUCUCAAUGGAAACUAAGUCGACUUCGAUUUUUUAUAAUUGUUUGUCUGUGUCAAUUUGUGUAUUAUUGGUUUCCAGGUUAUAUCAUGCCUGUGUUAUCUGCAUUUUCAUGGAUGUGUAUGAUAAAACCAAAUAAUAUUCUUCUUUCUCAAAUAACUGGUCUUUCCGGACUUAGUGUCGGAUCAUUUCAAUUUGAUUGGAAUUCAAUAACAACAUCUGGUGGUGCCCCAUUUGGUUCUCCCAUUAUAGUACCGCGAUGGGCAAUAGUUAACAUAUUUGUUGGCUUUGUCAUUAGUGUUUGGAUAGUGAUUCCCAUUGGAUAUUAUUCAAAUUCCUUGGAUGCUAAAUUGUUUCCGAUUAACGAUAAUAAUUAUUAUACCAAAAAUGGAAGUAAUUUCUAUAAUUUUUCUACUGUUAUUGAUCAAGAUAUUCAUUUUAAUUUAACAGCAUAUAACAUAUCCGGACCUAUUCGUAUGACUAUAUCACACGCAAUAUCGUAUGGUUUGGCAUUUGCUUGUGUAUCAUCGGUUAUUGUACACACCUUUUUAUAUCAUGGUAAAGAUAUUAUUCAACAAUUUCAUACAUCACUUGCAAAUCGUGAACAUGAUAUUCAUUGUACACUAAUGGCAAAAUAUCCUGAAGCUCCAGAAUGGUGGUAUUUAAUUUUAUUUAUUAUUAAUUUCGUUUUAGCAAUUAUUGCUUGUUAUAUAGGAAAAUUUAUGCCAUGGUAUUAUUUAUUUCUGAUCAUUCUUCUUCUUUUUAUAUUUAUUUUACCCAUUGGCAUUGUUGCUGCUAAUACAAAUCAAACUAUACCUAUUUAUGUUUUAAGCGAAUUUGUGGCUGGUGCUAUUAUGCAUGGUAAUCUCAUUGCAGCAGCUACAUUUCGAACUUAUAGUUUUAACACAUUAUUUCAAGCAGUAACGUUUAUUAAUUAUUUAAAAUUAAGUCAUUAUAUGAAGAUUCCACCACGUACAAUAUUUAUAGCACAAGUUGUUGGUACUUGUGUAUCGGCAAUUGUCAGUUAUUCUAUAACAGAUCAUUUUUUAAAUACUGUUCAUAAUAUGUGUACGACUAACGGUGAUUGGACUUGUGUUCAAACCAUUUCAUUUUACAAUAAAUCGAUUUGGACUAUAAUAGGUCUAAAUACGAUGUUUGGUAAAACUGGAAUCUAUCGCAAUAUACUUUGGUGUUUUCUAUUAGGUGCUGUUUUACCAAUUCCAUUUUGGCUUCUUAGUAAAAAAUAUCCCUAUGUGAAAUGGUUGAAUUAUGUUCAUAUUCCAGUGAUGUUAUCAGCUGUGUCACAAUUGCCCUAUAUACCACCAGGAAAUAUUUUGUCAUGGGUAUUGGUUGGAUUCAUAUUUAAAGUGGUUAUUAGAAAAUGGUGGUUAGAUCGAUAUGCUCUGUUAUUUUCCGCAGCGAUGGAUGCGGGUGUCGGUAUUUGUAUAAUAUUCAUAUACUUUAUACUAACAAAUAAAAAUAUUUUAUUUCCAAAAUGGUGGGGAUUAGGUGGAAUUUAUACAGAUGGAUGCCCAUUAUCACAUAAAAACUACUAUGGCUACAUACCCUCAUCGUAA